This is a messenger RNA of Osmerus eperlanus (European smelt), 1353 nucleotides long. RefSeq names its product putative nuclease HARBI1. Lineage: Eukaryota; Metazoa; Chordata; Actinopteri; Osmeriformes; Osmeridae. Bases 70 to 1353 code for a protein of 427 amino acids. The transcript is spliced from 3 exons. The record is from RefSeq and is a predicted model, not a curated record.
GUCUUGCAAGACCGCGAGGAUGGAAACGAAUUGAGAUACGGGUUUUCUUGGCUAUUGCGCAAUACAUACAUGUAUAUAUAUAUAUAUGACUCAAAUCAGACAAUUAUGGAAACAAACAGAAGGGCACUGAUAGCAGUGGCAGGGUCACUUUACUUGAAAGCUGAGGAGGAGGCAGCUGAGCUGAGGCGCCUGAUCCAGAGGAGGAGGGCCAGAAUGAGACGGAGGAGGAUGGCGAGGCUUCGUCAAAUGCUAUCACUUAUCUUUCUAAAUGAUGGAACUCCACAGAACUAUGCUCAAGUAAAUUACCAAGUGUCCAUCAUCAAGAUAGUCUUCUCGGAUGAAGACACCAAACCAGCCUUCAGGCUCGCCAGGGCCACCAUCCAACUGCUGGUCCAGGUCCUGCCGAGAAAGAAAAGGCAUGGUUGGAGCCACGAGAUGGAAGUGUACAUGUUUGUUUACUGGCUUGCAUGUGGUGCUUCAUACCGUGUGACAUCCAAUGCCUUUUCUAUGCCAGUGGCUACAGUGUGCAGAGCUGUACACCACGUGGUAGAGGAAAUGAUGACAAUCCUUCACCGCAUCAUCAAUUUCCCCAAGGCCGAUGAGAUGGAGGGGGUGGGGGCAGGAUUUGCUCACCUGGCCGGCCAUGAAGCCUUCCGCUUCGCUGCAGGAGCCAUUGAUGGGUGCCACAUCAGAAUCGGUCCACCUGCUAUGCCACAACAAAAGAGUCACUUGAACCGCAAGCCCUUUCCCAUAGUUAUCCUGCAGGGCAUUUGUGACAGCCGUGGAAAGUUCAUUGACGUGUACAUUGGCAACACAAGUUCUGUCCACGAUGCCCUUGUCCUGCGGAGAUCCCCAAUGUUCAAGGAGUCCCUUUAUCCCCCGGCUGGUUAUUUCCUCCUUGGAGAUGGUGGAUAUCCAUGCCUGCAGAAUCCUGUGGCUGUCGUCACCCCGUUUCGACAGCCUAUAGCUGGACAUGUUGAGGCCCGGUUCAACAGCCACCAUGCCAAAGCAAGGUGCGUAAUUGAGCGCACUUUUGGCAUGCUGAAAACUCGCUGGAGAUCCAUCUUUCUGAGUGCUCUGGAAGUGCGUCCUCUGUUUGUCCCCAAGGUGGUUGCUGCCUGCUGCGUUCUCCACAACCUUUGUGUCUCUGUGGACGACAUCUUUGAGGUGGACCAUCCUCAGCAUGAGGAAGAGGGUGACAAUCCAGAGGACUGCGCAGAGGAACAGGAGGUGUCUGGCAACAACCUCCGGGCUAGACUGGCUGCACAUCUUUCUGCUCCUACAGAACUACAUGCAUCUCUGCAGGAGCAUGAUUACAUUCAGGGGAUAAAAACACAAGACUGUGCCAAGUAG